CUUCCAUCUGAUCGGGCUGUCGCAGUGGCGAAAAAGUAAGUGAUCUACCACUUUGACGUUUCGAUUAACGCCAAAUGAUUUUUCAAAGAAAAAUCGAACCAAAGUUAGCAGCGGAUUAAUUAGAUGUACCUGAAAUGGCAUCGCCAAGCCCGAAAUCGCCUGAACAAUCCGAAAGAACGAGGAAAUACGACCGUCAACUAAGGUUAUGGGGGGACCACGGGCAAGCUGCCCUUGAAGGAGCCCAUGUCUGUUUGAUAAACGCAACCGGGCUGGGUACCGAGAUCUUGAAAUCUCUCGUCUUGCCUGGUAUCGGAGCAUUCACAAUAAUCGAUAGCAAAAAGAUCACCGACGACGAUAUCGGAGCCAAUUUUUUUCUAGAUUCAGAGAGUGUUGGAAAAUCAAGGGCAGAAAUAGCUACUCAAGUGCUUCUUGAACUUAACUCUGAUGUGCGUGGCGAUUACGUCGACGAGGGCCCUGAGCAAAUCUUAUCAAACAGCCCAGACUUUUUCAAUAAUUUCACUGUCGUUAUCACUACUGCACUCCCAGAGAAGAGUCUAAUUCUCUUGUCAAAAAUAUUAUGGGAUUUGGACAUCCCGUUGAUAGUUUGCCGGAGCCUGGGCUUUAUCGCAUACAUGCGAGUUCAGACCAGAGAAUAUACUGUGAUAGAAACUCACCCGGACAACGAGACACCUGAUUUGCGACUGGACAAUCCGUUUGAAUCGUUAAAAAAUCAUUUUGAUUCAAUAAAUUUAGAUGAAAUGGAUCUGAAGGAUCACACUCACGUGCCGUAUGUUGUGAUCCUGUAUAAAUAUCUUGAGAAAUGGAUAUCUGAGAAUGGGGAUGUGCCAAAAAAUUAUAAGGAGAAAGAGCGUCUAAGAGAUAUGAUCAGGAGUGGUAUUAGAAAAGAUGAGCAUGGCAAUCCUAUUGACGAGGAAAACUUUGAGGAAGCAAUCAGAGCUGUUAAUACCAGCGUUUGUCGUUACAAGGUGCCUCCCAACGUCAUGGAGGUCCUGAAUGACGAUUGCUGUGUAAACCUUACUGCCAAGAGUAAACCAUUUUGGAUCAUCGCAAAGGCUGUAAGAGACUUCAUGGAGAAUGAGGGUUCAAAUUCAUUGCCACUCAAAGGUGCUGUACCAGACAUGACGGCAGAUACAGAAAAAUAUAUAUCCCUGCAACAAGUGUAUCACAAGCAAGCCGCAGCAGAUGCGGAAGCAGUUUGGCGAAGAACAGUCCAUUUGCUCGGACAGAUCGGCCGCCCCUCGGAUGGAAUAACUGAAAAAGAUGUCAAGUUAUUUUGUAGACAUGCUUCUGAUAUUUUCAUUCAAAGGGGAACCUGUAUAGCGGAUGAGUAUGACCCAAAAACUGUGAAUGCCAGUAAAAUUGCUCAAAGUCUAGAAAAUCCAGAAAGUAUGAUGAUGUACUACGUGGUACUUAGGGGGAUCGAAAAAUUCCAGGUGAAAUACAAUUCGUAUCCAGGCGAAUUCGACGAUCAUGUUGAACCGGAUAUUGUGAAACUUAAGGCCUGUAUUUCGAAAUUGCUGACGGAGUGGGGCUGUGGGCCAUUGGCAAAGGACGACUACGUCCAUGAAUUUUGUCGUUACGGUGGAUCCGAGCUGCAUUCAGUGUCGGCAUUCUUAGGAGGGCUAGCUGCGCAAGAGACCAUAAAAUUCAUAACGAAUCAAUGCAAGCCGAUCCACAACACUUUUAUAUAUGACGCGGUAACGUCAAAUUCGGCUAGUUUCUUUUUUUGAACUAUAAUAUAAAAUUUGCAACACUAUCGCGGAAUACCAUAAUGACGUAAUUAUGAAAUAAAAUGCACUAUUUCCACACAACUUUGCUUGAAAUUACCUAGUCUGCAAAACGCGUCAAGAGAUGAAUGAAGAUCGUUAAAUUAAAUACCAAAAUGCUUUUGUCCACAAAAAAUGUUUAAUUAUUGUUCCCGACAGAAAAAAGAAUUUCAUUUUAUUAUUAAGUUAGCGUAAGGUUACAGGCUAACUUCAUGUCUGUAAGAUAUCAACGUUUUUAUCGAACUUAAACUAGAAUGCAUUGGUAUAAGACUUGUUUAAGAAUAUAAAACGCUGGUCUGUGGUGUAAUUCACCGAGGUGCGUGGCAAGAGAAAUCGCAGAAGACAACACCUCG
Molecule: messenger RNA, 2140 nt
Organism: Diprion similis
Lineage: Eukaryota; Metazoa; Arthropoda; Insecta; Hymenoptera; Diprionidae
Gene: APP-BP1
Product: NEDD8-activating enzyme E1 regulatory subunit
Exons: 8
Coding region: 135-1751 (538 amino acids)
Biological process (GO): ubiquitin-dependent protein catabolic process; protein ubiquitination; DNA damage response
Cellular component (GO): nucleus; cytoplasm
Molecular function (GO): ubiquitin activating enzyme activity; NEDD8 activating enzyme activity
Source: RefSeq, a predicted model, not a curated record